Parastagonospora nodorum SN15 is the source of this 1218-nucleotide messenger RNA. RefSeq lists its product as hypothetical. Gene Ontology annotation, biological process: transmembrane transport. Gene Ontology annotation, molecular function: transmembrane transporter activity. The transcript has a single exon. The record is from RefSeq and is a predicted model, not a curated record. The coding region runs from base 1 to 1218 and encodes 405 amino acids. Gene Ontology annotation, cellular component: membrane. Lineage: Eukaryota; Fungi; Ascomycota; Dothideomycetes; Pleosporales; Phaeosphaeriaceae.
AUGAAAGAAGAUCUAGGAUUCGGACCUGGCAACGAGCUGAGCUGGAUGAACACCUACUUUCUGAUUGGUACGAUUGUUGGAGGCCCUUUCGCCAAUCUCAUCAUCACUGUUGUGAGGCCCAGGAUCUGGCUUCCUGCAUGCCUAAUGAUAUGGUCACUUUUCGUCUUGUUCUUUUUUAAAGCCCACACUGCGAGUCAGUUUUAUGCUCUGCGAUUCUGCGUUGGUCUAUUCGAGUCAGCAGCUUGGCCUGGAGUUCAAUACGUACUUGGUUGCUGGUAUCGCAAGUCCGAACUAGCACGCCGAAGCGCUUUCUUUGUCGUCUCCGGCGUAUUAGGGCAGAUGUUUUCUGGCUAUCUCCAAGCCGCGCUAUUUAGCGGUAUGCAUGGAAAAGGCGGCAUGCCAGCGUGGCGAUGGCUCUUCAUUUUCGACUUCCUUCUUGCAGUUCCUGUGGCACUGUACGGAUGGUUUUUCUUCCCCGACACCCCGCACACAACACAGGCCUUCUACUUGAACGAAUGGGAACGGAGGCGCGCUUGCGAACGGAUCGAGGAAGAGGGUCGCAAACCGGUCGGAAAGCUCGACUGGACUGUGAUGAAGCGCAUUAGCGGAUCAUGGCAGUUAUACGUGUUCUCGAUCGCCUACUCCCUGUGGACGCUUACUUGUGGCUCCUACAUCAUUCAAUACUUCGGGAUCUGGCUGAAGUCACUUGGAACAUACUCAGUUCCGCAGGUCAACAAUAUUCCAACCACUGUCGGUGCCAUCAACUUCGUGUUUAUGAUUGGCACCGGGUUUGCCUCCGACAAAAUUGGUCGACGAGGACCAGUCUGCUUUGUAGUAGGCUUGCUCCUCACUUUCAGCUACGCCAUUCUUACUGCUUGGAAUGUGCCUGAUAAACUCAAGAUGGCUGCGUUCAUUUUGGUCGGGUGUUACGGUUGCUACACACCAUUAUUGGCCGGUUGGGUCAACGCAAGCUGCGGAGGCGACCAGCAGCUACGCGCUUUCGUGCUAGGUAUGAUGGUCAGUGUUGGACAGGCUGUUGUUAUCCCUUUCCAGCAGUUACAGCUGCCCAGUGGCCAGGCACCAGAUUUCUCAGAGACCCAUGGGUGGGGAAGUGCAUUGGCCUUUGUGAUUGCUUUGACGCUUUGGACUGGCGUUGGCAUUGACUUAGCACAAAAGCUAUUCGAGAGGAAAGUCAUUCCGGAAUGCUCUGACGUCUGA